Molecule: messenger RNA, 4317 nt
Organism: Hemibagrus wyckioides
Lineage: Eukaryota; Metazoa; Chordata; Actinopteri; Siluriformes; Bagridae
Gene: atr
Product: ATR serine/threonine kinase
Exons: 23
Coding region: 214-4317 (1367 amino acids)
Biological process (GO): DNA damage checkpoint signaling; protein phosphorylation; telomere maintenance
Cellular component (GO): nucleus
Molecular function (GO): protein serine/threonine kinase activity
Source: RefSeq, a predicted model, not a curated record
GCCGUGCUCACCUCACUGCCUCAGAGCGGACUAGGUUUGAAAGUAAUGGAGGUGCGCGUGACCGAGAGAGCUGAUGCUAAAACACCACAAUGUCUAGAGAUUCCUGUCAGAAAAGUGAUUAUAAAUAAUUAGACUGAAGUUAGACUUCAGACACUGUUUAUAAUUUACACAGGGCAUUAUUUUUUGGACGUGUUUAGUAACUGUGGAGGAAGAAUGGAGCCGGGGUUAGAGAUGUCUGCGAUGAUUCCUGCGCUACAGGAGCUAGCCAGUGCCACUUCAGAGGAGUAUAAUGGCGCUGUUCAGAAACCCAGACAGAUUCUGUGUCAGUUCAUUGACAGGAUCCUGACUGAUGUAGAAGUUGUGGCGCUGGAACUGAGUAAGAAGAGCAGCUCAGAACCGGCCUGUGUCAUGCUCCUGGACUUCAUUCAGCACAUCAUCAAAUCCUCCUCACUGAUGUUUAUAAAUCCGGCCUGUCAGACCGAGCGGUUCAGAGACGUACAGAGCAACUGCAGCGAUUUCAGUCAGUGGAUCAUCACGCGUGUGUUGCGCAUUGCUGCGGCUCCGGAAUGUGGAAUUCUGCAGGCUAAAAUCGUUUCAGUCCUCUGUUCCUUGCUCCAUCUUUUCCGAGCGAAGAGUCCGGUGGUGUUCGGAGUGUUGGUCAGAGAGCUGAUAGGUUUACUGCAGGAUCUCACACACGCCAUCUGCAGGACGCCGGACACACACCAGACGCAGUGGCCCGUGUCACCUCGGCGUUUCUGCGUCAGCGCGUGUCACCGCGCCGCGUAUCUCACACCAUCCUUCCUCCAGCUCGUGUCCCCCGCGGCGUCUCGGGCGCUGUUAUCCACCACGCUCACCGUCCUCACCAACGUCCUACAGGGCGUCUUCUUUCCCCAGGAAGUCGGCCACGUUUGGGACGCGUCCUGCUUUGUCCUGACGAACGGCGGCCCGGAGUUAAAAUCCGUCUCCAUGGCGACUCUGAAAUGCAUCGUGAAUUUGGGUGGACUUCCUGUAAACCACGAGGAGACGUUCUUCGUGGCUUAUCUGUCCCUUCUGGACUCGUUCGUUUCCUGUGAGGAAUCAGACGUGCGCUCAUGUGCCUCGGAGUUCCAGGCGCUGACGCGGAGUGUGUUUGUCCUGGAGAAGGGCUCACACACACGGUUUGGGCGCGCUAACCUCAACCUGCUGAUGAACGCACUGCACACACUCCUCCUCAGCGGGGCUGUGGACAGCAUGAAGGUGACGGAGGUGAGGACCACGCUGUGCGAGGUGUUCCGCUUCAUCCUGGAGUGUGUUCCGCUGGGGUACGAGUCUGCAGCUUCGGUCCGGAAAGAGAGAGUGACCACCAUCUGCAGAGCCAUGAUCACCAACAUCGGAGCUCAGACACACCAGGAAUAUGUGGAGGGCUACAUGUGCGUUGCACUGAAGGCUGAAGGUCUUGCAGCUCUACAGGAAGUACAGAACAGCGUGAAUGGGUGUGUCGAGUCCAGUGGAAGUGAUGAGGAGAUUCCGGCUAAACGGUUACACCUGUCCCUCUCCAUGGCGUCGGGGCAAACUCAGCUUGGUCAGGUGGAGAUGAGGAGCAGGAGUGAGGUGUGGGCUGCAGUAGAAGAUCGGAUGGAGGAGCUGAUCACACAGCUGAAGACGUGUGAUGGAGUUGAACAGCGAGUGUGUGUUCUGGAUGGAUUAGUCAACAUCCUGCGUCUCACUGCUGUCUGCUCCAGUGAGUGUGUGUUAAACUCUGGAGUGAAGCAGACACACACUCAGCUGGUGUGGUUGAAGCCGAGGACGUUGUCUCAGGUGGUGGACGCGUGUCUCUCUGUCAUGGCCGAUGCUGGUGAUGAGGAGGCGGAGCUGGUGGUGGAGAGAACGGUCCGUGUCCUGGAUGCCAUCAUCUACAUGAACAUUAACAGUCAGACUGAUGGCGCAUUGUCCCGGAGUGUGUGUGCGUUGUUGUCGAUUCCCUGGGUGGACACACACUCCUCUGUCUCAGCCUAUCAGAUGGCUUCGUUUCCUGCUAAUCUGACUGGACUGUCGAAAAAACUUGCUCCUGCUUACUCUGUGGAGGCACGAGCUCGCUGCAUGUUCCUCCUCUCUCUCCUCCCUCAGCAGAUGAGUGCAGAUUGGCGUGUGACCGUUUAUCAGUGUGGACUACAGAGUGAGAAUGAGACGGAGCGCCUCGGGGCAGUGAAGGGACUUCCCCUGUUCAUCCAUCAGCUUGGAACUAAACCAUACAACCUCCUGCACACCACUCUCAUGUCUAGACUACAGGAUGUGUCCCCAUGUGUGAGGUCAGCGAUGGCGUCCCUUGGGUCUCAGUUACUGUGCUGUGUGAGUGAAAGUUCUCAGCUCCAUGUGCUCCCUGAGGACUUGUGUUCUCCCUCGGAGUUCCUUUGUUCUCGUGUCACUCUGUCCGACUCUCACUCCGUCCAUCUGUCCUCCGCCGGGGCGUCUGUGUUGACACCGUUCCUCCCCCUGCUCAAACCCAGUGAGGAGCCUGAGGUCAAACGAGCAUUUAUAGAGAACAUCAGUCACGUGUGUAAGCACGUAGAUAUUAGCAGCAGUGACCCCGACACCAAGUCCCUCCUCGUGGCACUGGUUCAUCUCAUUGAGGAUCCACAUCAGGACGUUCGAUUGUCCUUCAGCCGGAACAUCAGGAGUCUGCUGGAGCACUGGAACGGAGACGCUUUCCUCAAAGAGCUGCUCGUGUCCCGGCUAAAGGAGGCUUUUACAAAUGCAAAAACUUCCAGAAACAGUGAACUGAAACACACACUCAUCCUCACAACAGGGGAGAUUGGCAGGGCGGCUGAAGGCAGUCUGGUCUCGUUCUCUCUGCUGCGUCUGCUCCACUGUUUACUCUCUAAAUCCUCUCAGGUGUCCGUCGUGGCUCACACAGAGAUUCAGGCUCUUGCGUCAGCCAGGAAUCUCAAACUGCAGAGCUUCUUCAAUCAGUACAGGAACCCUGUGUGUCAGUUCCUGGUGGAGUCGUUACACUCCCGCCACAUGAUAGCACUGCGCUGUACCCCUGAUCAGAGCAGUGAGGCCCUACAGGAGGAGGCAGCGCACCAGAGAGAGCUCGCCCUGGACAUCCUCUCACAUGUAGCUCAUGCCUUCGACUUCCCCGACCUCAACCGCUUCCUCAACCGCACACUGCAGGUUCUUCUCCCAUACCUGGCGGCGAAAGCGAGUUCCACAGCGUCUGCUCUGAUCCGCACCAUCGCUAAACAGCUCAACGUCAACCGCAGAGAAAUCCUUAUCAGCAACUUCAAGUACAUCUUCUCCCAUCUGGUGUGUUCCUGCACCAAGGACGAGCUGGAGAGAGCGCUACACUACCUGAAGAGUGAGACAGAGAUUGAGUUGGGCAGUUUACUGAGACAGGACUUUCAGGGUCUCCACAAUGAGCUGUUGCUGCGACUGGGAGAAAAUUACCAGCAGGUGUUUAAUGGACUCUCCAUCCUUGCCUCGUUCUCCUCCGGUGAAGAUCCGUAUCAGGGGCCGAGAGACAUCACCUCUCCUGAGAUAAUGGCUGAUUACCUGCAGCCGAAGCUCCUGGGGAUCCUGGCGUUCUUCAACAUGCAGCUGCUGAGCUCCAGCACUGGUGAGAAGGAGAAGAAGAAAAUGGCUCUGAACAGUUUAAUGGCUCUGAUGAAGCUGAUGGGUUCGAAGCACAUCAGCUCAGUGAGGGUGAAGAUGAUGACCACACUCAGAACCGGUCUGAGAUAUAAAGAAGAUUUUCCACAACUCUGCUGCUGGACGUGGGAUCGUUUCGUCCGUACCCUCGACCAUUCGUAUUUGGGGCCGUUAUUGAGUCACGUGAUCGUCGCUCUCCUGCCCCUCAUCUCCAUCCAGCCGAAAGAGACGGCAGCGAUUAUGCACUACCUCAUCGUAGAGAACAGACAGGACGUAGAGGACUUUCUGCAUGAAAUCUACUUCCUUCCAGAUCACCCUGAGCUGAAGGACAUCCAUAAGGUCCUACAGGACUACAGGAAGCAAACGUCAAAGAGCUCUGACCUCCAGGCGGCGCUGCAGCUCUCAAUGCGCGCAAUUCAGCACGAAAACGUCGACGUGCGCAUCCACGCCCUCACCAGCCUGAAGGAGAUGUUGUACAAGAACCAGGCAGCAGUGUUGCGCUUGAUAUUGGACAGUGAGUUGGUGGAACCGGUUCUGUCGGAGCUGGUGACGGUUCUGUUAUUGGGGUGUCAGGAUGUUCAUUUACAUAAUCUCUCAUCGAGAACUCCUCUGAAACAGAGUGGAUACAAACUGCUGCGGAAGCCACGGCGUUGGACACCUUCGACCCGAAAGAGUGACCGCUCUGUGUAA